Molecule: messenger RNA, 1830 nt
Organism: Chiroxiphia lanceolata (lance-tailed manakin)
Lineage: Eukaryota; Metazoa; Chordata; Aves; Passeriformes; Pipridae
Product: polymeric immunoglobulin receptor-like
Exons: 9
Coding region: 61-1644 (527 amino acids)
Source: RefSeq, a predicted model, not a curated record
GGGGGUCUGGAGCAUCCUGUAAGGGGCAUGAAGGGUCUCUCCAUUUGUGCCAUGGCAUAGAUGGAGCCGGUUUUGGGCAGCCUGUACGGACCCAGGUUUUUGACAGGUGAGGUCGGGGGGUCCGUCACCCACCAGUGCUUCUACUCCAUCACACCCGCCAACAAACACGACCGGAAAUUUUGGUGCAAAAUAGCAGAGAACGGAGUUUGCUACACCAUCGUCUCCUCGACCGACCCCGCCUCCCGGGAGUACGAGGGGCGGCUGUCCCUGCGGGACGUCCCCCAGAACGGCACCUUCGCGGUGACAAUGACAGGGCUGAAGGGCAGCGACACGGGGAGGUACCGAUGUGGCAUCGGCCCCACCAGGGGGGGCCUCUACGUCAGCCUGAACCUGACGGUUUCGGCAGAUGCCAGCGUGUCGAGGCCCAUCCAGGUCGUCCAAGGGAAGCUCCAUGGCUCUGUCACAGUCCUGUGCCCCUCUGGGGACACCCGAAGUGGUGGGAGGAGGUUCUGGUGCAAAGUGGGAAGAACCAGCUGCACUCUCCUAGCCGACUCCGAUGGCUACGUGGGAAGGAGAUACCACGGGCGCAUCUUCAUCACCCCCCGGGGGAGCUCUGGAGCUUUCAAAGUCUUGAUAAAUGACUUAAUAAAGGAAGACUCGGGGCUGUACAGGUGUGGGGUGGAAGGGCUGAACGGUUUGGACAGCCCACAGGAGGUGGCUCUGCAGGUGACCACAGCCUCCGCUCUUCCCAGGAGACCCAAGUUUCUCAGCGGCACAGUCGGAGGCUCCCUGUCCUUCCAGUGCCACUAUGACCCCAAGGGGAGCUACGAGAGGAAGUAUUUGUGCAGGUGGGAGGAAGGGAGCUGCUCUCUGCUCCUGGACACCGCUGGGUUUGUGCACGAGUCCUACAGAGGGAGAGUACAAACAACCAGCAGCGACCCCGAGCACGGGACGUUCACGGUGGUGAUGAGCCAGCUGAGAGAGGAGGACUCAGGAUGGUACUGGUGCAGGGCUGCCAGUGGGCACACGGAGCACACGUCCUCUGUGAAGCUGCACAUCCACAGGGAACUCUGCUCUUCACAAGACCCAGAAACAACCACUCCUGUCAAGUCCACUUCAUCAAGCCCGGCUGCCUCCAGAACACCCACACAGAGGAGCAUCAGGGGCCGGGUGAACACGAUGGGCACUGUCACCAAGAGCACCACAACAGGCACUGUCACCAAGAGCACCACAACAGGCACUGUCACCAGGACAACCAGGACCCUGCUGCCCACUGCCACCCCUGGCACCUCUGGAGCCUCCCCAGGUGAAAGCUAUCACGAGAGCCCUGCUGAAAGCAAGGUCGGGUUUUUGUGUGUAGAAGAUUUAUGGCACCUCGAGUGCUCGGAAAUCCUGAGGAGGAGAAAGAAGCACCACUGGAAGCCUGGAGGCAGCGACGGCUCAGGCUGGUCCGAGUCCUGUAAAAGAGCAAACAGUGGAGGAAACCUCAAGUCCAGGAAAAGUGCAGGAAUGCAAGAUGGACUCUGGCAAAUGAAAAUCUAUGCUAUCCUUGGAAGAUUCAGGAUCACCAACUUAUAUCUGCCCUACGGGGGAAAAAUGCUUUUCAAGGUGACUGAUGAAGAAUUGAUCCAGAACCUUCUGUGAAAGCCCCCGCGCACACGAGCUGGGAAUUUUCCCUAUGGAAAACCAAGGCUCUGAACUGCCAGGCACCCAGAACCCCUCUUUGCUCCCUGCCCUGCUCAGAACCCAAAUGCCCUUUGUUGAGAGCUGAGUCCCAAAUGGCACUUGCUACGUGUUUUGCAGAACAGAGAAUAAAACAAAGCACCUCUA